This is a messenger RNA of Trypanosoma grayi, 3045 nucleotides long. RefSeq lists its product as hypothetical. The coding region runs from base 1 to 3045 and encodes 1014 amino acids. The transcript has a single exon. Gene Ontology annotation, biological process: protein import into nucleus. The record is from RefSeq and is a predicted model, not a curated record. Gene Ontology annotation, cellular component: nuclear envelope; cytosol. Lineage: Eukaryota; Euglenozoa; Kinetoplastea; Trypanosomatida; Trypanosomatidae.
AUGGUCACUCCUUGUCUUUCGGAAAAGGAGAUUGCAGACUUCCCUGGACUUCUCCAAAAUGCUCUCAGUUCUGACAAUUGUUUGAGGACUCAAGCCGAAGAGCGAAUAGAGCACCUCACUGCACGUCGUGGUUUUUUGGAGCAUCUCGCUCGAUACGCUUGUUGUCGUUCGCCAAACAUUCCUCAAUGCCAGCGUCUCAUAGCUUUGACAAUUCUUAAGCAGAAAGUCGGGCAUGGAGCUCUGGAAGAGGAUAUUGAGGUGAUGGGUAUUCUUAUGAACCUGUUAUUAUGGGAAGGAGAUCGUCAUAUUGUAAAUGUUUCCUCCGCGACGUUGAGUACCAUUACAGCAGCGGUGGAAUUGGGUGCUGCGGCAAAUCCCACCCUGUCCGAGUGCCUCAAUUCACUUAUGAGUCACUUGACUGAUGCUCUUGCUGAAUCUGGAUCAGCUAUUCAUCAUCUGAACUUUGUGAUACUAAUUUCUGAGCUGAUAGCUAACCUACCCAUGGAUUCUGAUGUUCGCGAAUGCAUUCUCUCCCUUGUACCAGCUCUACUUCGAAUUGUCUUCAGUAAUACUUCUGGAGAAGCGAGUUGUAUUGCUGUCGGUGUGGUGAGAGAUGUUAUUUUGUCUGUGUUAACGGCGCGAAAGAAACCCUCGGUGGAAUUUGUAAAGGAAACAUGGGCUAGUUUUUUCCCGGCCCUUUCAGCCGUGAUGCGGACUCCAUGUCGUCCAGCAGAUGGAAGAGAGGAUAGUCUUCUUCGUAAUCGGCUUACUCUGGGAAUCUUGGUGCUUCUCGAGGACAUGUUCUGCACCGCCAAAUGGACGCGGCAGUCUUAUACGGUGGAUCUUUUUCAUGACUCCAUAACAUGUAUUAGGUCGGAAGAUGCAUUUUACUUUGAUGCCAAGGAGAAGGAUGACGAAGAGAGCGUUGUCAUUCAGCAGGUUAUGGCAAAGCGCUGGAGUUUCUUGGGGGAGGUUGCACGUAUGAAAUCAUUCCGGAGUGUGUUGGAAACUGUUGUGGGUGCGAAUUCACAGGCAUUUUUGAAUUUAGUUCUGCUACAUACAAUGUUGAGUGACAUAGAGGCGGAAGAGUGGCUCAAUGAAGCGAACGUCUUUCUGCGUCACGAAGAAGAACAAGAGGAUGAGGUGGCGUGGAAUGUUCGGGCAACGGCAACAGAUGUUUGUAGGCUAUGCGUACCAGUACUUGGGAGUGACCUCUUGCAGUUUCUUGUCGGUUUCCUAAACACUGCAGAUCAUUCGUGGAAAGAGAGAGAAAGUGUUCUUUUCCUACUGGAGGUUCUUUUGCGCCGAUGCCCUCGAGAGAUGGUAAGUGCAGGUGUAACGAGUCAUACGUUUCUGUUGCAAGCCGUGCUAGAGAAGGAUGUGACAGGUCCAGCUAUUUUGGCGUCUCGUGCACUGUCCUUACUGGGAGUUAUGCUGACAUUGAUGAAAAGGGAGGGUGUAGAUGUGCAGUCACUCUCCGCCUCACUUCUACCGAAGACAGUCGUUUCGCUUGUAAGCUCUGCCCCCUUACUUCGAGCUGCGGCAUGCAAGCUGUUGCAUCGGCUCCUCCCUCUGGUUCACCAGAAUGACACACUGACUUCGUUUGCAGAGGGCCAAGAUGCCUUGUUUUCUCUCAUGCUAAGCGAGACCACAACGGACGAAUUUUUGUACUUGUGCCUUGAAGUUUACACUGAAUGGAUCUCCAGGUGUCACACUGUAAGAAGGGAUGUAGCCCCUCCAGAUGCCCAUUAUAAGCUGUUGUGCUGCUGGAAAAACCAUAUUCAAGACCCAAACAUAGGAGAGCUGGUUGUGUCACUGUUUGGGGAGCUUAUCACUGAACCAGCUGGUGAUGCAUCCUUUGCUGCAGGUUUUUCUUGGAUGUCGGACGUAUUAAAUGGCCGGUGUGGCAUGGCAGAAUACUGCGCUGUGCCAUUCGUUAUUCAAAUGUUGACGUGUGUAUUUGCGAAGGGUUCAGAUGACGUAACGGUGAGGACAGCUGAAAGCCUGGUUGGUUCUUUAUGUGGGUUGUUAUUGACGACCGAGGAGUCGUCCAUUCUGGCGUCCGCAUCCAACUGUCUUAGCGCUUUGUUGCAGAGAUGUCCGCAGGCGGGAACAGCGACGGUCUUCGUUCCACCGUCUGCCAUGGGGGCCUUGUAUGUGCCGAGAAUAGAAAGACCUUCCCGUGGAGUGCAGGUUGCACCAUCGAUUCCGCUAGACGAAGAACCGCAGCCGUACCUUUUGUCUGCUGUGUUCGUCGUGAUUGCCACUUCCAUGCUAGCGGCGGAACGAAAAGAAGUGUCACUGAUGAACGCUGGAAAGGUUUUGGUUGCCAUUGCGGAAAACACUGGUGGAUUUCGAGAUGAUGAAUUAGCGUGCCUAAUUACAACAAUUGUGAGUCGCCUUAAGACUGUUCGUACGGACACCAUUGUUCAGGAAUUAGUUGCCCCUCUUGCAGUGUUGUUAAAACGUCAUCUAAUUGCUUUCAUCAACGUUUUGAUGACGUCAUGGCUUCUUGUGGAUAUGUUUUCUGUAUGGCUUCCAAAGAUGGGUGUUUUUUGGGGGAAGGAGGACCUCCUUCGGUCGUGUGAUGCCUUGUUGGAAUUGUUACUGGAAUAUCCUAUGGACAAACGAUUACAUGGUCUGAUGGUGCCAUGGAGUGAAAAGAAGGGCAAGAAGCUCUCAUUGCCGCUCGAUGUGGCGCUCUUUCUCGCUGUUGGGAAGGGCGUAUUGAACCUCCUGAGUCAAGGUUGUAUGGAAGAGGAAGAUGAAAGCGACGACGAAGACGAGUGGGCUGAUGGCAAAGAUGACGAGGAGGAAGAGGAGGAAGAGGAGGAGGUUGAAGAGAGCAACAAGGAUGUAGCAGGGCAUGUGGGGAGCGCUGCCGGAGAAAUGCCGCGUGACGUACUAGUUGUGUUGCAGAGGGUUCCGCCAUUGGUGCCGCAUUAUGGGGCUGUCACCGCUCAGUUUUUCUCGCGCAGUGAGCUCAAUACAUUGUCCGUUCUCUUUACUAGGAUCCAAGCAGCAGCAACAGAAACGGCGCCGUGA